UUCACAUUGCUACUAGUGAUGGCAAUGGGGCGGGGCAGGUACUUCAAUAUCCAUGCACCGCCCCACGCUACUACGGGUCGGAGCUUUCACGAUAAAAUGAAGGAGAAAACACUUUAUGAAUGAAAACAUAGUCAUAAUAGAAUGAGUAAUUGUGUCUAACCAGUUGAAAGAUCUAACUCUAACUAGUUGAAAAAAAGUCAAAAUAGGAGAAAUAUGUAUAGAUAUUGUAAGAAAUUGAGGUAGAAUAUAAUGGGCCAAGAACGGGGCGAGGCAGGGCAUGGCGGGUCGGAAGCAGAUACCCUUGCCUCGACCCACCCUACUGCAGGUCGAAUAAUACCCACCCCAUCACGGGUCAGGUCGGGUACGAAAUACCCGCGAGUCUGGUUCAAAUUGCCAUCACUAAUUUCUACAUAUUAUGUUUAUGCAGUUCAUGUACAAACCGAACAUAUUAGCGGUCAAACCAUUCUACUUGAUAAACUGGCGCUACGAGAUAGAUCGAUUUGACAACCUUGAGGUCUGUGUAAGACCUUGUACCUUCCUUGAUCCUUGAGGAAUCGAAUGACGCAAAAAGAAAGUUGACGGUAACGGCCUGACGGAGUGAGGCUCCCUCCCGAUCGGACGUCCCUGGUUGACGCUGAUGGAUUGAGGAGGAUCAACCGUCUACAUCCCGGAGCACUGUAACUUACAGGUCGCCUAUUCGUUCCCUCGUCCAGCUUCCUUCAAUGCAUUUCUAUCUAAUUUGAUAAAGCUCGCAAUCAUUCGUUCAUCCAAGUCUGCCUGUUCGAGGAAGAAAUCCAAUUCGAAGUUCGCCAGUUUCUGGAGGGAAAUUUCUUCGAGGCUAGGGUUUCUAAUAUCUUCCCGCAGUAUAUCUUCACCUUGCUCGCUCGCUCCCCUGCUCCUGGCCAGUAAACCGGUGGAGGACAGCGCUGAUUGAUGAACAAGCUCUGCUAGUGUUUUUGUAGCUGCCCCUUGCCAUGGCGGAAGCUUCCAACGGUCGCGUUACUAUUACUCUCGGUCCUAGUGGCCAGGUAGUGAAGCGAGCUGUGUCGGCUGCUGGCUAUUCAGAUUCUCUGCUAGGUGCUGGAGGGAAGCGCUCUGUGAGGGAUAGAUUAGGAGGUGACUCGGAGGGUUCCAUGUACCGUGGCGACAAGCGGCAUAGAAGCGAUAGUUAUUUGACUGCUGCAAACUCUGCUGGUGUUAGAGAUGCUCGUAUUGGUAAGGGCGACCUACGCUUCAAACUCUUGCAAAAGAAUGUGGGUAGAAGAGAUCAGAGUGAUGAUGACAAGUGGGAUUUGCGAGAUAAGCUCUCAAAGAAGGCACAAUCCCUUAGCCACCCUCCUGCUGUUCUUGGUACUGGGGAGCUCAUGUCAUAUCCUAGGGAGACUAGUCUAUUGGGCGGAAUCCCUCCUUCAGGAAGUUCCAGUGAAUUGUCUCGGAGGGAACCUUCAAGAAAUUCAUAUUCCCCUUGGACUUUGGACCAUAUAAGACGGAGAUCUCCAGGUAGGAUUAUAACUGCUUCAACACCUCCAGAUAGGGGUAUCAGUACAUCUAGAGGGUUCUCUCCGCCAAGACAUGUGGAUGAAGGUCAGCGAAGGUCAUUAGGCAGGUCUAUUGAUGAUGUUAGACCGGUUUCAUACAUGACGAGAGAUGUUCGUGAUGCUCCUAGGUCCAUGAGCAGUUCCACUCAUUUCAUGCCAAAACCAGGUUUGCCUACUGUUUCAACAAAAAGUGCUGCACCGAUUUCCGCCCCAGUUGCUCCAGCUAGUAAUGUUCCGUCAAAACAAACAUAUGCGGGAGAUGAACAGCAGACUGUUGAAGGCUUGUUACAUUCGCUUGGAUUGGGGAAAUAUGCCAUCAUUUUCAAAGCUGAGGAAGUGGACAUGCAUGCACUGAAGCAGAUGGGGGAAAGUGACCUGAAAGAACUUGGGAUACCUAUGGUAUGUUUUCUAUCCUUUUGCUGCCAAAUUGUAUGCAAUUUUCACCUCAAGGGCCUAGGAAGAAGAUUCUUCUCUCCGUUCUGCCUCGUUCUAAAAGGCAACCUCGAUGAUGAGAUAUGCCUGCAAUAUAACAUGAUGGAAUCAACUUCAGUAGAAGAGUCCAGCGACUCCAGCGACUCCAUGCAAUCUUCAAAUUUUGCACACUGGACUUGGGGGGUUUACUGAAAGUCUGAUGGAAUUGAGCUGAGAAUGAGAGGAAAUUAUGAGAUUCCAAUGUGAUUCAAAUUUUGCCUUUCCAAAUUGCCAUUCUUUGUGAUACUGUGACCUAGAUGCAGGAUUUGCCAAGUUGUAUUUGUAUGAAGAGAGUCAAAUGUAAUGAUAUUCCUAUCCGAGUCAGUGUACUAGUUAUUGAGCUUUUUCUUAUUCUACCUCCAAUCCACUUCUCACGUGCGGCGUGCGCUAUGAUGUUCCUAGUAUGAACUUCUCUGUAGUGUUUACGAUGGUUUGUUGGGUGAAUUUCUGCUGCAGGGGACCGACUGCUUGUGGUUCUCGCCUUCUCGGCGGGGCAGAUGUUGGUUUAUGUAUG
Molecule: messenger RNA, 2523 nt
Organism: Linum tenue
Lineage: Eukaryota; Viridiplantae; Streptophyta; Magnoliopsida; Malpighiales; Linaceae
Source: the annotation of a GenBank genome assembly